GUCUCGAGCCGGGGGCGCGGGAGGGAGCCGAGCGGGCGGGGAGGAGCCGAGCGCGAGUCUGGCCGGUGUCGCUGCCCCCGUGCUCCCCCCUCCGUCGCUGACAGGCAGCAGCCGGAGCCACCGGGCGGGCGGGCAGCAGAUAUGAUCUCAAACACCAUGAGUACGUGACUUCAGAAAUGGACAACUGGAUCUAUUAUAAAUUGUGAUUGGCCUUAAGCUGACUUGCAACCACAGAAAAACCUCACAGUAUCUCUAUCUCAUUCCUGCUUGAUACCUGUAUAGUCACCUCACGCCACCAGUUCAAUCAUGUAUGGAAGUGCUCGGUCAGUUGGUAAGGUUGAACCAAGCAACCAGAGUCCUGGGCGUUCACCAAGGUUGCCAAGAUCACCGCGCUUGGGUCAUCGUCGAACCAACAGCACAGGUGGGAGCUCUGGAAGCAGUGCUGGGGGUGGGAGUGGGAAAACGCUUUCCAUGGAAAAUAUUCAAUCCUUAAAUGCUGCCUAUGCCACAUCUGGCCCUAUGUAUCUAAGUGACCAUGAGAACGUGGGUGCUGACACCCCUAAAAGCACCAUGACUCUUGGACGAUCCGGGGGGCGGCUGCCUUAUGGUGUUAGGAUGACUGCUAUGGGUAGCAGCCCCAAUAUUGCCAGUAGUGGGGUUGCCAGUGAUACUAUUGCAUUUGGAGACCACCACCUCCCUCCAGUGAGCAUGGCAUCCACUGUGCCUCACUCACUGCGCCAGGCCAGGGAUAACACUAUAAUGGAUCUGCAGACACAGCUCAAAGAGGUGCUACGAGAAAAUGAUUUGUUGCGCAAGGAUGUGGAGGUGAAAGAAAGCAAGCUGAGCUCCUCCAUGAACAGCAUCAAGACUUUCUGGAGUCCCGAGCUAAAGAAGGAGAGAGCCUUGAGAAAAGAUGAAGCUUCCAAAAUCACCAUUUGGAAGGAGCAGUAUAGAGUGGUGCAGGAAGAAAACCAGCACAUGCAGAUGACGAUCCAGGCUCUCCAGGAUGAGCUUCGGAUCCAGCGGGACCUGAACCAGCUGUUCCAGCAGGACAACAGCAGUAGAGCCAGUGAACCGUUUGUGGCAGAGCUGACAGAGGAGAACUUCCAACGGCUUCAUGCAGAGCAUGAGCGCCAGGCCAAGGAACUUUUCCUGCUGCGCAAAACCUUAGAAGAGAUGGAAUUGCGCAUUGAGACUCAGAAGCAGACCUUAAAUGCCCGUGAUGAGUCCAUCAAAAAGCUGCUGGAGAUGUUGCAGAGUAAAGGACUGUCUUCAAAAGCCACAGAGGAGGAUCAUGAGCGGACAAGACGGUUGGCUGAAGCAGAGAUGCAUGUCCACCACCUGGAGAGCCUGCUGGAACAGAAGGAGAAGGAAAACAAUAUGCUGAGAGAGGAGAUGCAUCGUCGGUUUGAAAAUGCCCCUGACUCAGCCAAGACAAAAGCUCUACAAACUGUUAUUGAGAUGAAGGACUCAAAAAUCUCCUCCAUGGAACGUGGCCUCCGUGACUUGGAAGAGGAGAUUCAGAUGCUGAAGUCAAAUGGAGCUCUAAGCACAGAAGAGCGUGAGGAGGAAAUGAAGCAAAUGGAGGUGUACCGUAGUCAUUCCAAAUUCAUGAAAAACAAGGUAGAGCAACUGAAGGAAGAGCUAAGUGCCAAAGAGGCUCAAGGGGAGGAGCUGAAAAAAAGAGUGGCUGGUCUCCAGGCCGAGAUUGGUCAGGUGAAACAGGAGCUGUCACGCAAGGACACUGAGCUGCUGGCCUUGCAGACAAAACUGGAAACCCUCACAAACCAGUUCUCUGACAGCAAGCAGCAUAUCGAGGUGCUGAAAGAAUCUCUUACAGCUAAAGAACAGAGAGCCGCCAUCCUGCAGACAGAGGUGGAUGCACUACGAUUACGUCUGGAGGAAAAAGAGACCAUGCUGAAUAAGAAGACAAAGCAGAUCCAGGAGAUAGCCGAGGAGAAAGGGACUCAAGCAGGAGAAAUACAUGACCUCAAGGACAUGCUGGAUGUGAAAGAACGCAAGGUCAACGUUCUUCAGAAGAAGAUUGAAAAUCUCCAGGAACAGUUAAGAGACAAGGAAAAACAGAUGAGCAGUUUGAAGGAUCGAGUAAAAUCCCUGCAGGCUGACACCACCAACACUGACACUGCCUUGACCACACUGGAAGAAGCACUUGCAGAGAAAGAGCGGACUAUUGAGCGCCUGAAGGAGCAACGGGACAGGGACGAGCGAGAAAAACAAGAGGAGAUUGACAACUAUAAAAAAGAUCUUAAGGACCUGAAAGAAAAAGUCAGCCUCUUGCAAGGAGAUCUCUCUGAGAAAGAGGCUUCCCUGUUGGAUCUGAAGGAACAUGCCUCAUCCCUGGCUUCUUCAGGACUGAAGAAGGAUUCCAGACUCAAGACGCUGGAAAUUGCAUUGGAGCAGAAGAAGGAGGAGUGUCUGAAAAUAGAAACUCAGCUGAAGAAGGCUCAUGAAGCUACACUGGAGGCCAAGGCCAGCCCAGAGCUGAAUGACCGAUUCCAGCAGCUGGAGCGAGAGGUGGCAUUGUACCAGGAAGACACCAGUAAGGCUCAAGCUGAAGUGGAUCGUCUUCUGGAAAUCCUGAAGGAGAUGGAAAAUGAAAAGAAUGAUAAAGAUAAAAAGAUAGCAGAACUUGAGAGCCUCACCUCAAGGCAAGUCAAAGACCAAAAUAAGAAGGUAGCAAACCUGAAGCACAAAGAGCAAGUGGAGAAAAAGAAGAGUGCACAGAUGCUAGAAGAGGCCAGACGGAGGGAGGACAAUCUCAAUGACAGCUCCCAACAGCUUCAGGAUAACCUGCGUAAAAAGGAUGAUCGGAUUGAAGAAUUGGAAGAGGCGCUGAGAGAGAGUGUGCAGAUAACUGCAGAGCGGGAAAUGGUGCUAGCACAAGAGGAAUCAGCCAGGACUAAUGCUGAGAAACAGGUAGAGGAGUUGAUGAUGGCCAUGGAGAAAGUGAAGCAAGAGCUGGAGUCCAUGAAAGCAAAGCUGUCCUCUACCCAGCAGUCUUUAGCUGAGAAGGAGACCCAUUUAACCAACCUACGAGCAGAGAGGAGGAAACAUUUGGAAGAGGUUCUGGAGAUGAAACAAGAAGCUCUUCUAGCUGCCAUCAGUGAAAAAGAUGCCAACAUUGCUCUGCUAGAGCUUUCAUCCUCUAAGAAGAAGACCCAAGAUGAAGUGGCUGCACUGAAGCGAGAGAAGGACCGUCUGGUGCAACAGCUCAAGCAACAGACUCAGAAUCGCAUGAAGUUAAUGGCAGAUAACUAUGAGGAUGACCACCUCAAAUCCUCAUCCCAUUCCAACCAAACCAACCACAAACCCUCUCCAGACCAGAUAAUUCAGCCCCUUUUAGAACUUGACCAGAAUCGCAGCAAAUUGAAGUUGUACAUUGGACACCUGACAGCCCUCUGCCAUGACCGUGACCCCCUGAUUUUGCGUGGACUCACCCCACCUGCUUCCUACCACCUGGAUGAUGACCGGGCAGCUUGGGAGAAAGAGCUGCAGAAGAUGACCCAAGAACAGCUUCAUGGUGAAUUAGAAAAGGGUGAGAGGGACAGCGCUGAGCUGCAGGAGUUUGCCAAUGCCAUCCUACAGCAGAUAGCAGAUCACUGCCCUGACAUUCUGGAGCAAGUCGUCAACGCACUUGAGGAGUCGUCAUGACCUCAGCUGCUAGUCCGAACAGAACAGCACACUCAGUGACCAAGCCCAGUCUGUCCAAGAAGUCAUUAGAAUGGAGAGAAUUGUGAAAGAAAGACAAGGGAACAGGAAAUUUUGGUGCACCUUUUACAAAAGAAAGAAAGGAAAACUUUAUAAAUUACAUGUUAUCUUGGUUCUUCCAGUCUAGGAUUACUGAAUCGUGUCUGCAUUCAUCCUCUCACUGCCUUUCAACUUUGGUAUCUGCUUCCCAGCUAACUUUCUCUUGUUCGUAUUGAGGCUUUUGGAUACAUCUAAGCAGAGACUUGCUGAAUCCAGUCAGCACAGAAGAGGGCUUUUGGACAUGAGUGGCUAUGAUUUUUUCUUGAGGUAGUGAAUGGGGAAGCACUUGUCUUUUGUUGCUGUUUUUUUUCCCAUACAAACUGAAAGCCUGAAUUUCUUAAUACUAAAACUGAGAACACUGAUCAAGGCCCAGAGCUGGUCAGCAUCCACUAGCUCUCUCAGGAUUUGCUGUCUGUCUCUAAAUUAGUGAUUUCUUAUGGAAAGUCUCCUUAUGUGGCCCUACUGGUCAUUUCCAUGCAGUAACUGUGGGACAAGAUAGGCAUAUGGGUGAUUUCUGUUUAUUUAGCCUCACUUUUGUUGUUCAUUGGCUCUGAAGUAUUGAGAAUGGCUUUUUUCAGAAGAAUGUUCUCUUUAGUUGACUUUCUUGGUCUGUCCUAGUUAUUUUGCAUCAUAGUGUACCUCAUCUGUAUCUUGUAAAUUCUUGUUUACAGAGAGCUUCCUUCCUUCAAACAGGCUCUGGGCAGCAGGGAAGUUCCUGGACUUGACUUUUCCCUCUUACCAUUGAUAAUUUUUCAGGCAGUGGCUUUUCUGAAUUCUAAUUGCCAGGAGAGGAGUCCUACACAUUGUCUACAUGAGAAAGUUGCAACAGUUUGACUAAAAGGAAGAAUGGAGACCUCUCUUCAGAGGAGUGCUAAUGUCAUAGACCCCCCUGCCUCACACACCCUGUUUUCUAAACCCAGUGGUAUCUGUUUUUCCUCACCCUUAUAGCUCCCACCCAUAGCUGCUGCUAAUGUUUGUGUUAGGAAAUUCUCAUAUCUGAUAAAGGGUAAAUGGAGCAGCCCCCACACAUCCCAUUGUCAAUCACUGCCAUGAAGGUUUCCUUACAGAGGGUGGUGUGAUAAAGAAUCCUCUGUUGAUUCCAAUAUAAAGCAAAAGUUCUAUUACAUCACCAGUAUACAUACGCCACAAGGACUUCAUUGAACUAAAAAGGAAAGUAGUACAAUCAAGAUGUCUGGGAUUAAAAGAAUCCCCUACUCAACUGAGCAUCUGCACUGACCCAGACAGCGGAAACAGAAGGCUCUGGAUAAAUAACACUGCCCAGUGAAGCUAGUGGGGUGGGAGGAUCAGGCAAAGAGCAAUUUUUGGACUGUGCUGAACUGAGAAGAUAAACUCUUUGCCAAUCACAUGGUCAUGGCAGAGAAUGAGUUUCAGGUUUUUUAAACAAAAUAAUGUUUUUAAUGGGGUUUUUUUCCAUGUAAGAAGAGGAAACCCUAUGCUACAACAGAUCCUUCUGAACAAAAUGGCUGUGUGCAAUUUUUUAAAAAAAGAAAACUUUCAAAACUUUUUAGUGUCAAAUGCAUAAACACAAGAAUCCUGACUUUUUCCAGUGUGUGUGGCGAGUGCUGUAAUCCUAUCAUCGGUAUUUUCCCUGACUUUUUCAGGGUAUUUUUUCCUGUUUUGUUUUCUGCUUGUCAAUAUUGUCUGUGUGGUCCUUUGGCUCGGACAGUACCAACAGUGUGUGUCUGUUGUCAGAUUUUUUUAAAAAGCGAUAGUAGUAGAACUGAAAAAGAUGUGUGUUUAAAAAUAUAAUAAUAAAUGUAAAUAAAAGGAAUUCAAGUUAUGACACAGCAAAGCUCUGACUCCUCCUCCUGGGUUUGUAAGGAAAAGGAUUUGUGGGCUCAUUAUAAUCAAUUGCCUUUAACAGGCUAGUAACAUCAAAACUAGUUUGGCCUUUUAGGAAAUAACCCCAUACUGUAUGUUCCCUCCCCCCUGUUUUACACUGUACAUACUAACCACAGAGUAUAGAAAUGGGAGGGGGAAAUAGUCUUUACUAGUAAGGUUAUCAGCCCAGCAUGUCCUUUAGGUUAUCACUCCUUGAUUUAAAUGGAUUGGAUGCUUUGGGGCAAAUUUUCAGACAUUGGCACUUGAACUGCACCUAUAAAUUAUGUGGGUAUGUGCAAAUGCAUAUUGGCUUCUACAGUUACCAGUUCACAUAGUGCAAUGCUUACGUUGCAGGUGCCUGUUUUUAAAACUGUAUCCAGCAUCUUUUGUGCAGCAUUAAAGGGCUUCCAGCCUUUUUCUGCUCCAGUUGUUUCAAAGACUGGACUAUAUAAAAAGACUUUGUCAACUUAAAACUGCAUAUUGGUAAACAGACACAUUUCUGUACUCAUGUUGUUAGUGACACCUUAAGUUAUUUUAAAUGAAUGUAUUUUUUACAAUUCUACUUUUCACUAUGCUGUUUGUUUACUUUUUGCACUUUUUCUAGUUUGGACAUUGCAAACUAAGGCAAUCAGUUUCACUUUUUUUAAUAGCCAUUUUCACUUUCAUGUCCUGCACUGUUUGGGUUUAUUUGUUCAAAACCAACUGUUUCAGUUAAAAAUAAAAAAUCAGGGAACCAUUUCUAUUAAUAGGCUCUAGUCUUGAACUUUGUAAAAGCUUAGCUCUAUAAAUCUACAUUUCAAGCCAAACAUGAAUUAGACACUGACCCUUUGCUCUACUUUUCCCCAUUCACCCAGCUCUCAAUGGUUCCGAUCAGGUCUCAGUCUCUGUGAAGUGUAUGUAAUAACACUUUUGCUUUUAUCUACUAACCUCAGUAUUUGUGAAGAGCAUUAACUUCCAUUUGGCCUGUACCUGUGACAGACUUGCAGAAUUUAAGUUUUGAGUUCAGUAAUUGUCUCUCAACAUUUAUUGAUGUAUUUGUUACAGUAGUUCCUGGGGCUGCUAUACUGAUAAAGUACUUAAAGAUUUCUGAAGGAGGAUAACUCAGAUGGGACCACAGCCAGGGGAACCAUUUCUGUGCUGAUCCAACAUGCUGCUCCAAGCCCACUAAAACAGUAUUACUGUUUUUCUCUAUUUCACUAACUGAUGGAUAGUACACCAGAUUCUGAUUUACCAAAUUGUUCCUGGGGGUAGCCCAGUGGAUUGUCAUAAGAAAUAAAAUUUGUGGGACACCCGCUCUAUAGUCAGGGAUCCCUUAUUUGCUUUGGAAGAGACAUGUUGCACUUUAGUGGAGGAGGAGAUUGGCUUUGGAUAUAGAGUCUGGCAUACUUGAGUUCCUUUUGGAAAAGCAGCAGCAGGAGACAUUGAUGUCUGUGAUGCAAGUGUGCACGCUGCCUUCAACUUGUAUGUGUUUUAUUGCUGGAGUCAUGUUACUGACAGGAUAAUGAAAUUGCAAAGAAAAUGUGUUAUAUUCAACUUUGCCUUGAUAAUUAUAAACACUUUUUGUUCAU
Mauremys reevesii (Reeves's turtle) is the source of this 7178-nucleotide messenger RNA. RefSeq names its product ELKS/RAB6-interacting/CAST family member 1 (gene ERC1). NCBI's taxonomy places the organism in Eukaryota, Metazoa, Chordata, Testudines, Geoemydidae. Gene Ontology annotation, cellular component: cytoskeleton of presynaptic active zone. Gene Ontology annotation, biological process: regulation of synaptic plasticity; neuromuscular synaptic transmission; maintenance of presynaptic active zone structure. The record is from RefSeq and is a predicted model, not a curated record. Gene Ontology annotation, molecular function: structural constituent of presynaptic active zone. The coding region runs from base 307 to 3672 and encodes 1121 amino acids. The transcript has 21 exons.